Molecule: messenger RNA, 1340 nt
Organism: Mangifera indica (mango)
Lineage: Eukaryota; Viridiplantae; Streptophyta; Magnoliopsida; Sapindales; Anacardiaceae
Exons: 4
Coding region: 200-1108 (302 amino acids)
Source: RefSeq, a predicted model, not a curated record
AAAUUACAAAAAUCUCCCUUUAUUUUCUUAGGUAAACAACCCAAUACCCAACGGCGUAAUUCAAGCAAGAAGAGAAAAAAAAAAAUCAAUAGCCAUUUCUCCAACUCCUCCUUUCUUUCUGACUAAAAUAAACACCAAGAUGAGGAACCAUUAAUAUUCACACUCCUUCACCAUGGCCUAACCUCAAUCUUUCCCCACCAUGGCACCUUCUUUCCUCAGCCUUGUUUCCCUUUACAGCCUUUACCUCCGCCGUUGCUUCAUCUCCUCCGGCCUCACUUCACAAACUCUCGACUUGAAAAACGGGACGACAAUUCACUUCUGGGGUCCCAACCCCGACCAAAUCACCCUCCAAAAACCUUCACUCGUUCUUAUUCACGGCUUCGGCCCCGCCGCUAUCUGGCAGUGGCGGAAACAGGUUAAAUUCUUCGCCCCUCACUUUCACGUCUAUGUGCCUGACCUCAUCUUUUUUGGAAAUUCCACGACGAAGUCUAAAGAACGAUCAGAGGUUUUUCAAGCGGUUUCUGUCGGGAAGUUGCUGGAAAACAUCGGCGUGAAAAAGUUCUCCGUUAUGGGCACCAGCUACGGUGGGUUUGUGGCGUAUCAUAUGGCGAAAAUGUGGGCGGAUAACGUGGAGAAGGUCGUGAUUGCCAGCUCUGGAGUCAACUUGACACACAGUGAUAACGAGGCCCUGUUGAAGAGGGCGAAGGUGGAGAGUAUCGAGCACCUUAUGUUGCCGGAAACGACGUCGCAGUUGAGGACGUUAACCGGCUUAGCCGUCUCCAAGAAACUCAGAAUCAUCCCUGAUUUUUUCCUCAAUGAUGUUGUUGAGAAAUUGUACUCAGACCACAGGAAGGAGAAGAUGGAACUCUUGAAGGGACUCACCCUUGGAAAGGACGAUUCUGCAAAGCUUUCCCCACUUCAACAGGAUGUGUUGAUCCUAUGGGGAGAUCAAGACCAGAUAUUUCCUUUGAAGAUGGCUACUGAACUCAAGGAGCUUCUUGGGGAGAAGGUGAGGUUGGAGGUAAUAAAAAAGACGUCUCAUGUGCCUCAAAUCGAAAACCCUCAAUUGUUCAACAGCAUUGUCAAAAAUUUCUUAUGUUCCUCUUGAGGCAAAACCAAUUGCUGCAUGUAAUGUCAUUAGGAUUCUGAAGGCAUAAAUUAUGAAUAAAAUUGAUUUCUUUUUUUUUUUGCAUAAAAUGGUAUAGGAGUGGAACCCAGUUUCAAAUGUGGGCUUUCCAUUUGUUUUGGGCUAUAGAGAGCCCAAUAGAAUUUUUGGGGCUAUCUUCAUUGUGUUCUAGUCACGAGGUCUGUACUUUAAUGGCUGAUCACUUGAUUUACUA